Messenger RNA from Hyposmocoma kahamanoa, 3101 nucleotides. RefSeq lists its product as uncharacterized. The record is from RefSeq and is a predicted model, not a curated record. NCBI's taxonomy places the organism in Eukaryota, Metazoa, Arthropoda, Insecta, Lepidoptera, Cosmopterigidae. The coding region runs from base 559 to 2727 and encodes 722 amino acids. The transcript has 2 exons. Gene Ontology annotation, molecular function: DNA binding. Gene Ontology annotation, biological process: DNA recombination; DNA integration.
GGCGUCUCGUGGAAAACGAAAGCACGAGCCUAGAAGGUCUCGCGAGGGUCGUCACAUCGAUUCCAAGAGACGCCGCUAUGAUUGACUCACAUCGCUUCGAAGCGGGUCGCCUACAACACUUUUAUCACAGGUGGGUGGCUCUAAGAGCUCCACCAGUUAUAUUGAAAAUGAUUUCCAAUCUUCGAAUACCAUUUAUAAGAAAGCCCCCUCUAUUGAUACCAGAUUUGGAUACUUACCAAACACCAGACUCUCCCCAAAUGGCUGCAGAAAUUCGGGCAAUGUUAGAUUUAAAGGUCUUAGAACUAGCGGAAGUAAGUCCCAGUUUUGUGUCACCGAUGUUUUUAAUUCAAAAAGCAGACCUUUCCUUCCGACCGAUUUUCAAUUUGAAAUAUCUAAACAAUUAUAUAACAAUAAAGAAAUUUUACCUUAUAUCUCAUUUCGAGAUUCCAAAUUUUCUGCAACCGGGAGACUGGAUGACGAAAGUCGAUAUGUCACAAGCGUAUUUUCACGUAAACGUCACGCCACCUCACCGACGUUUUCUAAGAUUAAUAUUCAGACAUGUACUUUACCAAAGGCUCUAGGAUGGAUUCUCAAUUUCAAAAAAUCUAUUACGAAUCCCACACAAAACAUCGAAUUCUUAGGAAUUCAAUGGAAUACCCUACAGAACGAAAAAUAUCUUCCUCCCAAGAAGAUAGUAAAACUACAAAAGGAGUUUCAGCGACUUCUUUUGAAGAAGACCUGCUCUCUCAGCGAAGCGAGGUCCGUUCUGGGGCGAUUAAAUUUUGCCAAUUACGUAGUGCCACAGGGUCGAUUACAUUGCCGCCACUUUCAACGUCACCUUCGCACGCUACGCAAGGGAAAGCAUCCAAGGCAGCAAUACAUGUUGCCGAAGGACGUCCUGUUGGAUCUACAGUGGUGGCGGCGUGCGGUAAGCGAUUUUUCUAUGAUUCAUUUACCACAGAUUACUCACUACCUAGUAACCGAUGCUUCCAAUUACGGUUGGGGAGCCCUACUAAACGACACGUGCCUUGCCGGGACGUGGGAACCUUACCAACAAACUUGGCACAGCAACCUCAAGGAGCUAGUAGCGAUCCAGAGAGCGAUAGAAUCAAAUACAGAGGGCUUACGCGGGGCCAGUUUGCUGAUUCAGUCAGACAAUGUAACGGCUCUCGCGUACUUAAGGAACGAAGGGGGCACGAAGUCAUCAAAAUUAAUGAGUCAAACCCGCCAGGUAUGUCAACUAAUUCAAGACUUACAGAUUGUAGUUACUUAUCAACAUCUACCAGGACGUUUCAACUGUGUGGCCGAUCGACUGUCUCGAGGCAAAUCGAUACCAGAGUGGCAUCUCCUACCAGAAGCGACACACAAAAUAUUUCAAAAAUUCGGUAUACCUCAGGUGGAUCUCUUCGCAUCAGCGCGAGCCCACGUAGUUCCCCAUUACGCGUCCCUAGACCCGAGGGACGAGGCCGCUCUAUUCCACAAUGCCUUCAGCAGGCGAUGGGAGUACCAACUAGCUUGGGUGUUUCCUCCUCCAUCACUCAUGCCUCGGGUUUUGACUCACCUAAACAAUUGCAGAGGCCAGUAUAUUGUAGUAGCCCCCCACUGGAUAAAGUCGUUUUGGAGACCAGAUCUACAGAACAGAGCCCUCAGCAGGCCAGUUCUAAUACACGACCUACAGAGAACUCUAAUAGACGUAACUACCAACCUACCGCUCCCCAAGGUAACCGAUUUGAUAUUGAAAGCUUGGCUGAUUGGAGCUGGGACACCUUACUGAAAAAUUGGACCCCAGCAGAGAAGGCCGUAUUGAUGAACGGUUGGCGGAAAUCUACUUUGAUGUCAUAUAAACCGGCCUGGAAUCGAUGGGUAAAGUGGUGUUUAAAAAACGAAGUUUCCAUUAUUACACCGCAAGCAAAAGACCUCGCCAAGUUCCUCGCAGAUCUUCAUAUUACAGAAAAGCUUGCCCCAUCAACCAUACAGUUACAUAAAUCUGUUGUUUCCACUAUUUGCGAACCGCAUUUGAAUAAAAAAUUAAGUCAAGACACAUUUGUGCGGCGAGUGUUAAAAUCUGUUUCAGUAGCACGCCCCAUUAAUAGGAAAGUCCCCAUUUGGGACCCGCAACAGGUUGUACAAUGGCUUCAAAACAAUGUGCCGAUUAAUAUUUCAUUUUUCGAAGCGUGUCGGCGUUGUGCUACAAUAUUAUUACUUACAUCGGGAAGGAGAGUUCAUGAUUUAACAUUGUUAUCCAUUUCACCAGGUCACAUACAAGAGGAUAAUACUAACAUUAUUUUGUGGCCAAUAUUUGGUUCGAAAACAGACACCGCACAACACCAACAAUCGGGAUGGAAACUUAGACCUCAUGAUGUUCAAGCAAUUUGCCCUGUGUACUGGGUAAAAAAGGUCAUUGAACUAUCGAAAUCAAGAAGAGGCUCACUUCAACAACUAUUCCUCACGACUCGAGGAACGCCGAAGCCUGCCUCCAGGACGGUCAUUGGCGGUUGGGUAAGAACUGUUCUUAAAUCUGCAGGUAUAGACGCUACACCUGGCAGCAGUCGCUCUGCAGUUGCCUCUUACAACUGGUUAUGUAACGUCCCAUUAGACACCAUACUCGAGAAAGGUAACUGGAGACGGGCUUCGACCUUCCAUAAACAUUACUGUAGAAAAAUAAAUAAGACUAUUAGUGCUAAUAAUAACACAUCAAAUGUAUCAAAUUUAUUUAAUGCAAUUUAGAAUAUUAUUGAAUUAUUUACAAAUGCAUGCUAAAUACGUAAUUGUUGUCUAUUUAUCAAAUUAUACAAUGUUUCUUACGGAAUGUUAGUUUACUUACAAACUAUAAUACAAAGAUUAUCACUAAAUAAAUAUCUUUCUUUUAAACAGUAUGAAAACUUUAACGAUUCACUUCAUUUCUAUCACAUGACAUUCACUUAUUCACUGUAGCCCGUGUUCACUAUUUAGCUUCUCACACCUCUCACCAGGUGGUAACAAACACUUCUCACCAUACCCGGACAAGGCGAGGAAUGCACAAUGAUAAGGUUUUACCUACCAAUAAAACCGCCAUUGUGCUCCGAGCCUUGUCCGGGCAAUUUAAAUUGCACCUGGUGAGA